Messenger RNA from Acaulospora colombiana, 519 nucleotides. NCBI's taxonomy places the organism in Eukaryota, Fungi, Glomeromycota, Glomeromycetes, Diversisporales, Acaulosporaceae. The record is from the annotation of a GenBank genome assembly.
AUGAACUUUUUGCUUAGGAAUUUAUCUGGUUCUCAAAAGGCCAAUUUUAAACUUAAUUCACUAGAUAAAUCAUUACUACUCGAGCCCGAAAAUCCUAAAAUUCUAAGAGCUCGUGGCGAAACUUAUCAAAGGAUGGGAAGAUAUGAAGAAUCACUUACUGACUUAAAUAAGUCCUUGGAGAUCGAACCAAAUAAUGCCGACACGUUGAAAAUUCGCGGGAAAACCUAUUAUAUGAUGGGAAAAUAUGAAGAGUAUCAUAGGGAUUUAAACAAGUCUUUGGAAAUUUUGGAAGUUAGUAUCACUGACGCAUUCUCCCUGGAAACUAAGAGAGGAAAGAAAAAAUCGAGCUCGGAUAAGCCUUUCAAACUUGAACCAAUAAAUUCCAAGCUUCAUAGAAAGAAACUUAACCGCAAAAAAUAUUUCUCGGCACCCUUUGACACCAGGCCAUUUUUGUUAGAUUCCCAGGAGGAAAAUGACAGAAUAUGGGAGGAAUUUAAAAAUUCAUUACAAAUUAAUUAA